AUGCCACUCGAGAACAUUCAACUUAUUCGCCAUUUUAACCGUUUUAUUCCGGAAGCCAUUCUGUUGUAUUUUCUUGCUUUUCUCUUUUCUUCUCUCUCUCAUUCCACCUUCUCCCCAGCGUGUCUUGGCGCUUUCACGUUAUUUCUCUAUCUCCUUCUCAUACUCUGUCUCUCUCUCAUACUCUCUUACAUACUCACUCUCUCUUAUGCUAUUUCUCUCACUAUCUUUUUUCAACACUAUCAUUUAUUCGUUCAUUCUCUCUUUCUUUGUUUUUCCCAUUUCCCUCUUUAUCUAUCUAUCUAUCUAUCUAUCUAUCUAUCUAUCUAUCUGUCAGUUCAUAUUUAUCACUACUUUUAUACAAUAGCUCUUCACUUAACAGCACUAGUCUACAAACGUGAUUUCAAUCUCAUGAUAUUCAUAUGUAAAUAUGUUCAUUCUCUAUCUAUCUAUCUAUCUAUCUAUCUAUCUAUCUAUCUAUCUCACAAUCUCAAUCUCAUUCUCACUCGCAAAUAUUUUUCCGUGUUUCUCUGUUACUUUGCCCUGGAUCACCCUCACUCUCUAUCACUCACCCAAUCACACUCCCAUUCGCUAACUCUCUAUAACUAA
This is a messenger RNA of Acanthosepion pharaonis, 606 nucleotides long. Lineage: Eukaryota; Metazoa; Mollusca; Cephalopoda; Sepiida; Sepiidae. The record is from the annotation of a GenBank genome assembly.